AUGAAGCUCUCUUUCCUAGCGCUCGUCCUCUGCUUCUAUGUUGUAUUAGGCGCUCAUGAGGAAGCUCCAAUUGAUUCAAACCAGGAUGAUGUCAAGCAUUCAGAUGGAUUGCUUCGAAAAGUAGAAACACCUGAAACAAGCCAAUCUGCUCGGUCGCUUUGGCCCAGCUACGGUUACGGCCGUGGCUAUGGAUACGGAGGCUAUGGUGGCGGAUACGGAGGCUACGGCGGUGGUUACGGUGGCUACGGCGGUGGUUACGGAGGCUACGGCGGUGGUUACGGACGCUAUGGUGGUGGUUACGGCAACUAUGGUGGCUAUGGCAACUAUGGUGGCUACGGUGGCGGCUAUGGCUACGGGCGUACUGGCUACGGGCGUACCGGCUACGGAUAUGGUGGUUAUGGAGGGUAUUACUGA
This is a messenger RNA of Condylostylus longicornis, 414 nucleotides long. RefSeq names its product protein suex-1-like. The coding region runs from base 1 to 414 and encodes 137 amino acids. The transcript has a single exon. The record is from RefSeq and is a predicted model, not a curated record. Lineage: Eukaryota; Metazoa; Arthropoda; Insecta; Diptera; Dolichopodidae.